Triticum aestivum (bread wheat) is the source of this 2240-nucleotide messenger RNA. RefSeq names its product pyruvate kinase 1, cytosolic. Gene Ontology annotation, biological process: glycolytic process. Gene Ontology annotation, molecular function: potassium ion binding; pyruvate kinase activity; magnesium ion binding. The transcript has 16 exons. Lineage: Eukaryota; Viridiplantae; Streptophyta; Magnoliopsida; Poales; Poaceae. Bases 187 to 1779 code for a protein of 530 amino acids. The record is from RefSeq and is a predicted model, not a curated record.
UCGAAAUGCCACGUCUGCUGUUCUUUUUUCCUUUCUUUCUCCCCACGCCCUCGCGGCCCCGCCUCGUCUUCCUCUCGCUUUGCCCGCUCGGAGCUAGACUCGAUCGCAUCGCGUCACAUCCGAGGGAGGCAAAACCCUAGGCAGAUCCCUCCCGAAGCCUACCGCGACCUUCCGCCCCCGGAGGAGAUGCAGGGCGGCAACCACAUGCUCCUCGAGGAGCCCGUCCGCCUCGCCUCCGUCCUCGCCCCCGCCAAGCCCAAAGUUUUCCCAUCCCUCACUAAGAUUGUUGGGACGCUUGGGCCCAACUCGCACUCAGUCGAAGUGAUUGAAGAAUGUCUCACUGCUGGGAUGUCAGUUGCGCGGUUUGAUUUCUCUUGGAAGGAUGCUACUUAUCAUCAGGAGACCCUCGACAAUCUGAGGAAAGCGGCACAGAAUGUGAAGAAGUUAUGUCCUAUAAUGCUGGAUACAGUGGGUCCAGAAAUUCAGGUUCACAAUUCAACUGGUGGAGCAAUCGAGUUGAUAGGGGGGAAUCAUGUCACAAUAACACCAGAUCUUUCUAAAGCUCCUUCGGCUGAUAUCCUACCAAUUAAAUUUGGCGAUCUUGCAAAAGUUGUGAAGAAGGGUGAUACUCUUUUCAUUGGUCAAUAUCUUUUCACAGGAAGUGAAACAACAUCUCUAUGGCUUGAAGUUACGGAGACUUCUGGUGCAGAAGUGAUUUGUUACGUGAAGAACACAGCUACACUGUCAGGGCCCAUUUUCACUCUGCAUGUUUCACAAGUACAUAUCAGUAUGCCCACUUUGAGUGAAUAUGAUAAACAGGUCAUAUCAACGUGGGGGCUGCAAAACAGUGUUGACAUUAUAUCGCUUUCCCAUACCCGCUCUUCUGAAGAUGUCAGGGAGCUUAGAGCCUUUUUAAAAUCUCAUGAUCUUCAAGACACACAGAUAUAUGCGAAGGUUGAAAAUGCUGAGGGUUUGGAGCAUUUUGAUGAAAUUCUCCAAGAGGCGGAUGGUAUCAUCAUAUCGCGAGGAGACCUGGGAAUUGACCUCCCACCAGAGAGGGUGUUCAUGUCCCAAAAGACUGGUAUUCAUAAAUGCAACAUGGCCGGCAAACCUGUGAUCAUUACUAGAGUUGUGGACAGCAUGAUUGACAAUCUGCGCCCUACUCGCGCAGAAGCUACUGAUGUUGCAAAUGCUGUCCUAGAUGGAACUGAUGGCAUUUUGCUCGGUGCGGAGACACUUCGAGGGCAGUAUCCUGUUGACGCUGUGCGUACUGUGGGCAGAAUAUGUGCAGAAGCUGAGACCGUGUAUAACCAGUCACUUCACUUCAAGAAAGUAGUGAGGCAUGUAGGUGAACCAAUGGUCCAUGAAGAAUCUGUGGCAUCAUCAGCGGUUCGUUCUGCAAUGAAGGUAAAAGCUGCUGCAAUUGUUGUGUUCACCUUCUCGGGGAGAGCUGCUAGGUUAAUUGCUAAAUACAGGGCCCCAAUGCCAGUUUUAGCAGUUGUGUUCCCGCGUGAGGGCUCUGAUCCAUCGAAGUGGCGUUCUUAUGGCACGACACAGGCGAGGCAAUGUUUUUCUGUGAGAGGUGUCUACCCUUUGAUGGGGAGUACUGACGAUGUAUGCACUUCUUACUUGGUGAUACCAGAGCAAGUUCUGUUAUUUCCAAUGUUAAGCAUAUAUGGUGGCUGCGGAUGCUUUUUGUUUGGAGAUCUACGGUGCAACUAUCUCAGAGUUGCGUUGAACUUUCUUAUUACAGCUACUCCCUCUGUUCACUUUUGCUGAAACUGGUGGGCUCACCAAGGAAGAAUACGGGAUAAAACUUGCACUGAACUAUGGCCGGUCAGUAGGCAUAAUAAAGCCAUACGACAGGGUGAUUAUUUUUGAAAAGAUCGGUGAUUCCUCUGUUGUCAAGAUCAUCGAGUGCGACGAUUCUGAAAGAUGAAUGACCCUUCUCAGGCAACAGUUUCAACUAUACGCCUGAGAUUGCCUCCUCUUUUUGUUCUCCAUUCACUUUGACCAGAGAUAAAAGAGUAGUAUAGCACGACAAGGUUGUCAUGUUUAGCACCUUGGUAUUUUAGAUUUACAUACUUGUUGCCCUAAUAAAGUGAAGAGAGCUCAUUCACUCAAACAUCCAAGUUUUGGACAAAAUUAUAGGAUUGUUGAGAUAAUACCUAUGAGUGAUUCCUAGCUUGUAUUUCAUGUUACAUAAUACGCUAUAUGACAUUAUCUGCUAUUACCUUGCA